Messenger RNA from Dreissena polymorpha, 5635 nucleotides. RefSeq names its product tyrosine-protein kinase JAK1-like. The record is from RefSeq and is a predicted model, not a curated record. Lineage: Eukaryota; Metazoa; Mollusca; Bivalvia; Myida; Dreissenidae. The coding region runs from base 1316 to 3946 and encodes 876 amino acids. The transcript is spliced from 20 exons. Gene Ontology annotation, biological process: cell surface receptor signaling pathway via JAK-STAT; peptidyl-tyrosine phosphorylation; cytokine-mediated signaling pathway. Gene Ontology annotation, molecular function: cytokine receptor binding; non-membrane spanning protein tyrosine kinase activity; ATP binding. Gene Ontology annotation, cellular component: cytosol.
GAUAUGUUCACUUUUAUUUUAUUUUAAGUGGUUUUAUCUAAGUGCUCUUUAUUCAUUAGCCAUACGUUAUUUUCAGGGUAUUCGUAUUCAAUACAUGUAGUUGCAUAAUGUACAUAAAUAUACAUUUUCGAUUUAUAAUUAACAGUUCACCCAUCAAUUUACAUCAUUAAUAAAACCGAAACAGGAUAUCGAAAUCGAAACUAGAAAACACAAGUAAGAGGCCAAAGGAACCAAAUUAUGUUACAGUUAAUUUUAGAAAUUUAUCGAUUUUAACUAACUGCAUACACAAGUUAAACUGUUAAGAAUCGUGGUUCUAGAGAGUAUGGCAGCUUAUAAAUUGAUCAAUUAUGUUGCGAAGAAGAACAGAUAACAAGACCUAUGAUCCCAUGGAUAGCGGCUCACAGUCAGGUUCCUCAUUUACCAGCAUGAGUAUUCAAGUGAGUGUGUAUGGGCCUGAUAGGGAAUGCAAGAAGUUUGAUGUAAAUCCUUCUUACACAUAUGAAGAAGUAUGUGAAGCAGUUGCGGAAAUGUUAGAAAUCCCACCUGUCAUGUUUCUCUGCUGUGGACUGUGUGUCAUGGAUGUGGUACAUAAACGAUUCCUUUGGUUGCCUGCAACACAAAAUGACAUUCAUUCACGCAAGGAAGUGUAUUUUCGAAUAAGAUUCCUUCCACAUGAAGACUAUAUUGAUGUUUUGGAAAGAAAAUAUUCACCAUGCUUUCAGUAUUUGUUCUAUCAGCUAAAGUGGGAUUUUUUGCAUGAAUGUUUAAGUUACUACACAGAUCCUGACAAAGCUAGUGAAGCCAGAGGGGCAGGUACUUUUUUGUUGACGAACAGUCUGCGAAUCUGGGCAAAGGAAAACAAUCAAGAUGAAAACUUCAAAGAGUUCUACAAAAAAUAUGAUCUAAAUAUGUUUUUACCUAAAUGUCUUCUUAAAAAUGUUUUUGAUAGAUUUCUGGUAAAGUCUCCCAUCAAAGAUAAGGCUCAUCAUUUGCUAAAAGACAAACAGUUACAACCUGAAGAAACCUUUAAGAAGUAUUUUGUUAAAAUAUUAUAUCAAAAAGUAACAAGUACUACGGCAUAGAAGAAUACAGAUGCUGGAAAUUGAAUUUUGCAUACAAGGGAGUGAAAGAAAGUGACUCAUCUGGAGAAACCAAAACACUCAUUCUUCCCCAGCUUAAAAACUCAGAAAAAGAAGAGGUUAUAGUGAAAACAGAGUUAAAAGGAUUGUAUCCACAGAUUACUUGUGGGACUAAGAUUCCAUGCAGGAUAGAGUCAGUACACAAAGUAGUGUAUGACAUAUUGGACUUGGAGGGUAUGGCAUGGCACAAAGUCACAAUUUUAGCACAGGGUGAUCAAGAGGAAGUGUUCUUCCAAGACAAGCUGGAGAUGUAUUCAUUCCUGACAGCUGUUGAGAAGUGCUACUGCCUAUUCGUUGAUUUCUAUGGAAAUAUAUGUCAUGAUGUACGCUCACCGACAACCUCUGAUGUACGCUCACCAACAACUUUAAAGUUACAUCAACUGAGAGUGCAUGGACCUGUUUCAGAAGAUUUUUUGAAGAAGAAACUGGAGAAUUAUCUGGAUUGUGGGCACAAGUAUGCAUUGAGGAUGAGCUUGGACUCGUAUGGUUGCUAUGAUAUGUUUUACAUGAAGAAUCAAGGAGAUAAGCUGUAUGGGUGGUCAUUUGGCAAGGUUGUUGAGACUAAAGAUGGCUACACAAUGAAAGACUCAAAUACUGAAGCUGUGGCCGAUUUGAAAACAUUAUUAAAGCAGUAUAUCAGCUCUCUAAAAUCUAUUCCAAGCAACUGCAUACGGAUUAAACCACAACAGUUUGAAGGUUGUGACGAGAUUAAGAGAUACCUGUUGGGUAUGGUGCAGCUUCAGAGCAGUGAGGCAAUCGAAGAUGAUGAGCAGGCUCGUAGGCGACUAGAAAAUGCCCCUAAAGUGUACCUGAAUAAUCAGGUUGUUAUAGGAGAUGAUAUAGAGUUUGGCUAUUUUACUGAGGUGAAGAGGGCUUUACUGAAUAAAGAACAGCCAGUGAUAGUGAAGAUAUUAAAACAACAUCAAGCCAUUAAACAGAAUCAUCAGGAGUUGCAAGAAGCACUGAUGGAGAGUGUGAGCAAGCUUAUGGAAUGGGACUCAGCCAAGUUCUUUGUGGGUUUUCAUGGUAUUUGCCUUAUGCCAGAGACCAGCAGCCUGAUGAGUGGAACCAGCUUCUGCGGCCUGAAGCAGUUUCUCUUGUCAGAAAAAACUGACAUGCCUCAACUGAAGCUGGACCAUUUGAUGCAAGUCCCAGUUUUCCUUGUGGAUGCACUUCUGUACAUGGAAAAGAAGAAUUGUUACCAUGGCAACAUCAACUGUGAUAACCUUGUUGUGGAGAGAUUUGAUAACAUGGUACUGAAACUUACUGAUCCUGGAAUGGUUACCAUUAGAAACAAGCUGCCAUUAGAUCAUUCCCUAAAUGUGGAAAGGUUGCCAUGGCUGGCUCCAGAGCGAAUUAAGCACCUGUCCAAUGUCACAGUGAAAUCUGAGGUCUGGGCCAUCGGUACAACACUGUGGCAGAUGUUUUCUGGUGCAAGGAACCCGAAUGCUGAUAUUCAGGAUAGGCUGGGCAAGACAGGGUCUACUGCUUUGUCCGAUUGUGAGGUGGUGCAGUUUUUUCAAGACAAUCAAGGUUUGAGUUGCCCCAAAUAUUUGAAGCCAGCGCCUAAUGAUCCAAGUCCGGCUUUGCUUAUGAAGGAAAAGUUUUACCAAGCCAUUCUUCCUUGCUGGACGAUAGAUAGUGAGGACAGACCAAACCCUACCAUGCUGCUGAAAAGCUUUAUUGAAAUCUGUCAGAGCUAUGGUUCUAAUUACCACACAUACAGCAGCCUAAACUACUCGGGAGUCAUUUUUGAACAUAGGGAGUCUAACAGCAGUGGACAUGAAACGAGGAAUGUACCGGACAUUUCUGCUCUUACUGACCAUGUAGGGGACCAGGGAGUUGGGACAGCAGUUGAGAGGCUGCAUGGCCAGUCCAAAGCGUCUGUGACAGCAGUCACCCUUGACCCGUCAACCAGUGAUAACAUGACCAACACAAACAAAUACAGUCUUGUCCUCAGCGAGACAUCUUUGCAGAUCUUUUGGGACAGUAUUAUUGGCAAGGGUGCAUUUGGAGAUAUCUUCAUGGGAAGGUUUGAACACAGAGAUGUAGCUGUAAAAAAGUGCCGAAAUGCCAGUGAAUACCCCAGAUUCCAGCGAGAGUUUGAACUACUGCACAAGCUCAAGUGUAAACAACAUCAUCCAAAUAUUGUAGAAUUCAUUGGCUUGUACGACUUAAAAGACACAACUAUAUGCUAUGCAUAUGUGAUGGAAUAUGCCGAGAAUCAAUCCCAGGUGAAGUACUUGCAGAAUCAGCCAGUGCCAGUGACGGUACAUCAGAAGCUCAAACUUCUCAAGGAUGCUGCCCAUGGAAUGCAGUUCCUCUUUGAGAACAACAUCAUACACUGUGGUCUGACAUCAGAAAACAUUCUAGUAAAAGCUGACCUUACUACACUCAUAUCUGACUUUGGUUGGGCCAAGGAGCUGGACACUGAUGUUGAAGACUUCACAUACAUGUACAGGCGCUCGAACCUCAAGACGAAGAUUUUUUGGUCAGCCCCAGAGGUCUUGCAAUGCAAGUAUUCAAAGUUCACAGACAAUUGGAGUUACGGUGUUGUGUGCUGCGAAGUAUUCCGUGAUGGAAAGCAGCCUUGUUUUGAUGACUUGGCAGUUGGGAACAAAGAUGAAGCUGAGAUCUACUGGCAGAAAAUCAAAAAAGGAGAUAGAUUUCCAUGCCCAAUAUUGUGUCCAAAGGAAAUUUUUGAUAGUGUCGUGUUAAGGUGCUGGGAAAAAGAGUUUAUGAAGCGGAUUUAUUUCCAUGAUAUUGUUACCUACAUUGGAUCAUGGUUGGAAAAUCAUCCGUCCUAGUUCCUGUUGGAUAAUGCUCAAGGGGUUAUAGCAACAGCCUUUAAUCAAGUUUCAGAUUUUUAGUUGGUGUUUCCUUUUAAAUUGUUUCAAGUUUGUUUGUUAUAUGUUAUUAGAUCUGUGUUGCUGGAUUCUUAUUUCCAGAUUUUUUAAAAUGAAAUUUUCAAGAUCAUUUGACUCGUUAAAAUGGAAAAACUAGAAGUAAAAUUUUCGUUGUCAUGUCUCAAAAAAUGACAUACAGCUUUUAGGUGUGUUUGUAUAUGAUUUGAUAAGAGACUUAUACAUGUUAUAUUGUUUGUACAGUAUGAACUGAUAUCUUCGAGUAUUGUUCAAAUAACUUAACAGUAUACAAGUAAGCUUACUGUAUAUAUUUUUGUUUCAUAGCUCAAAUAUCCAAGUCUUAAUGUGAUGUUUAUUUUGACUCUUAUACCUAUUCUCUUGCAAUAUUAUGUAUGAAGUAUGACCGUGGGCAACAGUUUUGACUUCCCAAAGCACACAUGUGCUGACUGUGUAAUAAUAUGUAAUCGAACGAGUACACAUCAUGGUACUUAAAUACAUUUUGACUGUACACAAUCUUAAAAUAUGUUUCAUAUGUCCUAUGUUUGUCGAAUACUUCACAUUUAUGUUUUAUAUUUACACAUACAGGGACUGAAAGCUAUGAGAAAUAAUCACAUGUGUUUCAUUGACAUCUUGUAUGAAUACAUUUUAUAUGAAGUUUAAAUUUAAGAAACAGAUUGUUUUGUUGGUGAUGUUGUUACAUUUUAUGUUAAAUAUUUAUAUUAUUUUGUGAAAUAUUUAUAUUAUUUGUAAAUUAGUGUCAAAUCAUCCUGUCUCAAAUAAGUCUUUAAUAAGGUCGCCGUGGCGUAAUGGAUAUGGUGUCCGCCUACCGACCUUGAGGUCAAGGGUUGGAUGCCCACUGUGGGAACGUUCUUUUGAUCUCCACAAAGACGUCAAGUACUGGUUCUAGGCCCAGGAAACGGACUCGGGAGCGUUUCAAAUAAGCCUGAGGCUUUCGAUGCAAUUGAGCGAAAAUAAAUAAGUUUAAACUAAAUUAGUCUUGUUUAUUCAGGUAAAUGAAUUUCAUGAACAAUUUUGAGACGUAUUAAAAUUAUGCAUUAUUUUCUAGGUAGUUGUGCUUAAACUUAUGCUAUGCUGUAAGUGCCUUAGUGAUUUUGGUCAAUAUAUUUUAUCUUUGAAUGUUUAAAUGGAUUAUUUCUACUGCAAUGGAAAGCAAAAACUAGUCUGCGCUUUAAAAUGCUAUUGAUGUGCCCCGCACAUUGUUGUUGUUAAACAGUUAUCGAUUUGUUCAUCAUAUACAUGUAACAGGUAGCAGGCUUUUUCGGCCCCAAGCUCUUUCGGCCCAGUCCGAAAUUUCAGGCUUUUUCGGCCCCAAGCUUAUUCGGCCCCAAAUCGACCAGGCUCAUUCGGCGCCAUAUAUUAUUACACCUAUUAACUAGGGUGUAUGAUUGACUAAAGGUGUUCAAAAUGAUGUAUAUUGUGUUGUCGGUUUGUUCCUUUGUAUUGCUUUUGAUUAUUUAUGAUAAAAUGAAAUUAAUUGAAAACCAUUAUUGUUUUACAAACUGUUACCAAUGUAUGUAAUUGUUUUAAUUGUUAAAUUGUGCCGGCUUUUAAUUGCAUCGAUUGUCGGUUUGUUUGUUAAAUAUUGCGUUUGAUAAAAGGUGUAAAUGAUGA